Temnothorax curvispinosus is the source of this 753-nucleotide messenger RNA. RefSeq lists its product as uncharacterized. NCBI's taxonomy places the organism in Eukaryota, Metazoa, Arthropoda, Insecta, Hymenoptera, Formicidae. The record is from RefSeq and is a predicted model, not a curated record. The coding region runs from base 349 to 753 and encodes 134 amino acids. The transcript is spliced from 5 exons.
ACAACGCAUAAUGCGUAUUCAUAUUUUAUAUUUUCAUAUUUUAUAAUUCAUAUUUUAUAUUGUGAAACAAAGAUCAAAUUGUAAGGUUAUUCACGCAUUUAUUAUAUAGUCAUUAUAGUAUUAAAUUUGUAGUAAUAUAUAUGGCGUGCUUGUAUAGUCGAAUAUAACCUAGUCUCCGAAAUUACUCUUUCAAUUCAGUAUGCGAUAUAGAUUGCCGUAAUAAUAUUUGGUGGUUGUAAUUGCAAUUUAUUACUAUUACGAGUUGAAAAUAACGUGUAGGGAAUAUCUUUACUUAAGGAUAAAGAAGAGGAUGUAUUGCUCGUACAGUCAUAUUUCAAGUUAAAACUAAUGCGAAUCGUAGUGCAUCUCACAAUCGGCGAGAAAGAUAAGCUUAUUGCUUUAAAGAAUGAACUGGAAACGAAAAGAGAACUCAACAAAGAAAUCUCUUCUGCCAAGUACGCUUCAUCGGCCAAAUCUUCCAAAAGACCUCGUACUUCAAUAAACACAGGACAUAAAAAAACAGAUCUCUCUACGAAGGUACAGAGAAAAGAACUACGUUUCAAUCGCGCAAACGAUAGAUAUGCACCAAUUGUUGAAAUCGAUUUGCUAAAGGUUUUGACAAAGACGCCAAUUUUUCUCGAAAAUGAUUCAAUUCGUUCCUUUUUCACUGAGAGUGUUUGUUCGUUGGGGAUUUUGCCAUUGAAUAUGGCUAAAAUUGAGCUUGAAAAAGCUAAAGCGAUCGCAUUACGUUAA